Molecule: messenger RNA, 969 nt
Organism: Nicotiana attenuata
Lineage: Eukaryota; Viridiplantae; Streptophyta; Magnoliopsida; Solanales; Solanaceae
Exons: 6
Coding region: 1-969 (322 amino acids)
Source: RefSeq, a predicted model, not a curated record
AUGAGGGAAGAGAGCCUGGUUCAAGCAAAGAAAAUUGAAGAGCUCGAGCCUCGGCUGGUUGCUGAGCUUGCAAAGGCCGCAUCUGCAGCGGAAAAAGCAAAGGCCGAUGUGGAGGCGGUCGUGGCUGUCCAUCGAGCCGACGCUGAAGCCGCUAACGCUCGAGUGAAGGAAAUUUUCGAUGCCGCUCAGAACGCAAAAGUGCUAGAGGGCGAGGUCGAAUAUUUUCUCUCUGAUGAUGAUGACUCCGGGAGUGUGAAUGGAUCCGAGAGCGGAGAAGAUGAAGAUGAAGCUCCCGAGAAGAUUAGGUUGAAAGCUAUCCAGAAAAGGGAAUCCCCAGCUAAAGAGUCUGAUUCCAGUUCUGACUCUAAAUCAUUUAUUUCUGCUAGUGAAGGUGAAGAACAUGAGUCUUCUGACACUGAGAUAAUUCAAGAAAUUCCCGAGGGUUGGGCAAGUUAUGACCCAAAGAAACGCAAGUCUAUCUCACAAAAGGCCCCAACUGUUCUCAAGCCAGCCAAGAAAAGAAAAACCUCACCCCCUAAAUCUACUGCCCCUUCAGUACCUAAUGGACGAGCUACAAGAAGCAGGUUUCGACAAAGUAAAGCUGACCUACAAACAGCUCUGGAAGAAAGCAAGAAAAAGAAAAAGGAGAAGGGAAAGAAAAAGGUUGCAGAGUCCUCUGAGGCUACUGAAGAAGAGGAGAUGGAACUGGUUCAUCAAGAAAGAGGGACAACAGUAGAGAUUCCUUUACCAAAACCUAAAAGGUCCAAGACUUCUACCAAGAAGUCUUCCUGUGAACCUGUGUCUGGUGAACCCUUAUUAGCCAAGAGGACAAGGAGAAAAAUUCUGAAAGGAAGACUGUUGAAAGACCAGGAAGAACCAGGGAUGAGAAGACUGGUGGAUGCUUUAGCUGCACAAGGAGAUUCUGUGACUCUAGAGAAGUGCCUGAAGCCAGAUUUGUGCAGAAAGUGA